This is a messenger RNA of Neltuma alba, 1112 nucleotides long. RefSeq lists its product as uncharacterized. The record is from RefSeq and is a predicted model, not a curated record. Bases 130 to 999 code for a protein of 289 amino acids. Lineage: Eukaryota; Viridiplantae; Streptophyta; Magnoliopsida; Fabales; Fabaceae. The transcript has 2 exons.
GCCCUACGUUCUUAUCUUCAUAUAAAAGUAGCCUCAUCGAAUGUCCAUAUAGUUUUGAAAUAGCGAAUACAGAACUUCCUCUUGUUCCUCUGAAAUGCUGACUGAUCUUAGAAGCCGCAAUCCCCUUCCAUGGACUCUGUUUCUUCUCUAACACCAAAAUUUAGAUCAUACUGCUUUAACAGGAAGCCUCUCUAUACGACAAGCUUAUCCUUUUUUCAGCUCCCGCACUUCAGGCGACACAGAACUUCGUUAUUGAUUUCUUCUUCUUGGACAGCUCCUUCGAACCCUCCGAAAAACUCAAAUCAUAGAAGUGUUAAUCACAGCCACCCCGUGGUAAACCCCAUAUGGGUUUCCUUCCCCCUUUUGAAAACCAUAAAAAAGUUGGCUUCUUUGCAAACCCAGAAAUGGAUUUCGAGUUUCAGAGUUUAUAGCAGUGCCCAGAAGGUUGUAGACGAGUAUAAUGGGUGUUAUUUACAGAACGGAGGGUUAGGAGUUGCUCUAUUGAGCAUUACUACGAACGCGAAGCUUCGGUUUAGCCCAUUUUUUGCUACCUUGGCAGCAAACCCAACAUUUGUUUCGGGCUUGUUUGCGUGGAUUAUAGCGCAAUCGUUAAAGGUGUUUCUGAACUUCUUCGUUGAACGGAAAUGGGAUUUUAGACUAUUGUUUGCUUCAGGGGGCAUGCCAUCGUCGCACUCGGCAUUGUGCACCGCGUUGACUACUUCUGUAGCGCUUUGCCAUGGUGUGGCUGAUUCGUUAUUUCCUGUGUGUUUGGGGUUUAGUCUUAUUGUUAUGUAUGAUGCAAUUGGUGUUCGGCGACAUGCUGGCAUGCAGGCUGAGGUGCUUAAUCUGAUUGUUGCAGAUUUGUUCCAAGGGCAUCCCAUUAGUGAAAGAAAGCUCAAGGAACUUUUAGGUCACACACCAUCUCAAGUUUUUGGUGGUGCUUUGCUUGGCAUUGUUGUAGCCUGCUUCUGUUGCCAAUCUUGCAUUGUCCCCACUUAGCUAAAAUCUCUAAGCCUUUUACUCAAAUUGUACUGAAAUCUUCCUAUUUAUACUGUUGUAGCUUUCUGGUAUAGUGUCAGAAAAUCUUCAACUAAGCUUCCCUCUUCUUUGUU